Molecule: messenger RNA, 1653 nt
Organism: Pezoporus occidentalis (night parrot)
Lineage: Eukaryota; Metazoa; Chordata; Aves; Psittaciformes; Psittacidae
Gene: TMEM171
Product: transmembrane protein 171
Exons: 5
Coding region: 571-1560 (329 amino acids)
Source: RefSeq, a predicted model, not a curated record
UUCAUGGAGCACAUUUCUGCCUGGUAGAGGUCAGAAUCUCUGACUGCCGGUUUGUGGUGAGAAAGAUAGUUGGCACACGUGUCUGGAGACUGUCAGGAUUCAUCCCAUCUUCUGGAAAUUCCUGCUGCAGCUGCUUUCCUUCACUUCUCCAGACAUUGACUUCUGCCCCACCUUCAGUGGUCGUAAAUAACAGCAUUACUCUUCUUACAGUGUGAGCUAACACAAUCAUUUUGUCAGUCCAUAUGGGCAGUUUUUUUUCUGUGGCAUCCACUCCCUGUUUAGAGAAAUCCUCCUGGGAUAUCAGAGUUGUAUGUUCCAUGAGAUGAGAGCACUGUUAGGCACUGAUCCAAGAGUGUAACAGAACCAGAAUCUUCUGUAUGCUUGCUCUUGAAGCUGUAUAGGACCAGAAGCUGAUUUAAGAAACAGAAAAGCUUUUAUUGCCUGUGGAAGGAGAAGCAAGAUUUAUAUGCUUUGAAAAGAUCUACUGUAGUUUUCUGCCACUUAAUGCUAACAGGAAAAACAGUCAACCAAAAAAACCCCAACUCAUCUGCUUAAGAAGACUCUGUUGUAAUGUAUCCAGUGGCUGUUCCUGCACCAGGGGGUGAAGGAAAUAAUGAACAACAUGGGAAACUUAUUUUUUUCCUUUUUGUUUGUGGAGCUGUGUUGCUAUGUGCUGGAUUCCUGCUUUCAGUCUGUAUUCUGCAGUCAUGCCCAUCUGGAACAUUCAGUGACUGUAACGAGGUCCUUAAGGCUGCUGGGCCUGUUUUGGCUGUAAGUGGACUGGUUUGUAUUUUACUGGCAAGAUCAAGGGCCAGGUUGUAUAUAAGACAAAGACAGUUGCAGAACGAACAGGUGUACAGUCUUGUUUUUUGUCGUGGGAACUGUCAGUUUGCCCAGUUUCUCAUAUUUGGAUUCCUGUUUUUAACUAGUGGAAUGCUAAUUAGCAUCUUGGGCAUUUGGGUUCCUGGCUGCAGCCCCAGCUGGCACACCAUACAGCUCAACCACACUGGCAGUUCUGAUGUGGACCUCCAGGGCUGUGGAUUCCUGUCUCUUCAAAUCAUGGGACCUUUGAUUGUGCUCACUGGGUUGUGUUUCUUCGUGAUAGCUCAUGUUAAAAAGAAACAAAACUUAAAUCUCAGCCAAGAAUCUUGUGAAAGUGAAGAACAACCUCAGAGGCCUGAACCUUUUCAGGUUACAGUAGGUGAUGCUGUAAUGAUAUUCCCACCUCCACCACCUCCUUAUUUUGCUGAUCCUGUGUCACAAACUGUAACACAUUGUCUUAUGUCAAGUGGUUUGCCUACAGGUGAAAAUCCCCCACCAUACCAUUCUAUCUUCAGUGAUGGAGCGCAGCUUGCAGUCGAUGAAAGAACAGUUGCUGUUAGAGACUAUGAAACCAUAUAUACAAUUUCUGGAAGCAGCUCACCUUCAGAUAUUUUACCAGUGCUAUACCUCUCCUCUGAACCACCUCCAAAAUAUGAAGAAAAAGCAUCCAUAACAAAUAAUGAAUAUUCUUCAUCUUCUUCGUCUAUUUCCUUAGCUCUGUCUGACACCAGCUCAUAAAGGACUGUCAGACUUAAUUUUUAAGUUGAAUUGUACAUUCAGAUUUACAAUUUUUGAAUUAAUUUACAUUUUAUAAUAAAAAAAAUAAUGUUG